This is a messenger RNA of Dendrobium catenatum, 2541 nucleotides long. RefSeq names its product DNA topoisomerase 1-like. NCBI's taxonomy places the organism in Eukaryota, Viridiplantae, Streptophyta, Magnoliopsida, Asparagales, Orchidaceae. The transcript is spliced from 4 exons. The coding region runs from base 820 to 1920 and encodes 366 amino acids. The record is from RefSeq and is a predicted model, not a curated record.
CCGAUAGAGAAAGAGAGAGAGAGAAAGAGAGAGAGAGAGAGGCAGGGAGGGGAUUAGCGGUGUUGCAGCCGUUUCUUCUUCUUUUCAGAGCUUUAACAGCAAAAUCUGUUGAAAAUUUUGCAAGAAGAAGGGAAAUAGAGAUUGAAAGGAUCUGUAGAGAUUAGAGAGAGGUGGAGAGUAGUUUUUUGUUCUCUAACUGUAAUCCUCACCACUCUAUUUUCUUUGGAGUAUUUCUUCUUCAGACUUCUUUACUGGAAUUGGAAGUUUUAGACUUGUUUCCGUUAACUUUUGGUCUCUUGGAGCCAAUCUUCCUGCCUUUCCGACUGCGCAAGCUUUUGUGGUUUCGUCAAAUUGUUCUCAGUUAGGGUUUCUUCUAUGUCUAUUGAUCAUUUGGGGCUUGGUUGAAGAGGGUUUUCAGUUGAUCGGGUUGCGAUCAUCGAUUUUUGUCAGCGUUAUUGUCUUUUGUGUUGGGUUAGUGCCUUGUUUUGUGCUUGGCUGUGGGGUUUUCCUUGUAGACAUGGAAGAGGAUUGCACAUUAGAUUUCAGGAGAGUUCGGCAUCGAUUUGGACGCUUCUGCUGUUGAAAACUGUUUUGUUGGUGUGUUCUGGUUUCUGGUGGUUUGACAUGCGAUUGCCUGGUUUUGUCAUUGGAAGGAGGUAUAUGCUGAGGAUUGUAACUCCAAGGAAGGAAUCAAGAUGUUCUGAGCUGGAAAUGAGUGUGAGGACAUGGUAAAUGGGCGGAAGCAACUCUCCUGUUUCUUUUGCUCAGUUGAGCAGCUAUUCUGGAUACUAUCAGGAAUAGAGCCAGGUUCACCGUGCAAUGUCUCGGUGCUACCCAUUUCCACCACCUGGAUAUGAACCUAAGACUAGGACUGGGAUCAUAGAUUUGUCAACAAAGGAAAAACACGUAGAGAAGAAGCAUAAAAAAGAAAAGAGAGACAAAGAGAAGAGAGGACACAAAGAGAAAAGGAACAAAACAGAUCGAAUCAAAGAUAAACACAAGGAAAAUAAGGAUCAAAAGCAUAAAGACAGGAAAAACGAAAAGGAUAGGGACAUAUGCAGGACAUCACAAGACCGAAAAGCUGAAGGUCUAUCCCAGGGUCACAAUGAGUUACAUAUCAAAGAAAGCUUGCAGAAGACUGAAGAAGAGUUGGGCAAGAGGACUAAAUAUGAUGGGGCAGAAAAUCCAAUGGUUGGGAGCUUCGCAAAUUCGAUUCAAAGAAAGUUCAAAGGGGCGGCGGGCACUGCCAAUGCGUCACUGGGAAACGAAAGAGUUGCGGCUAGCCAGGCGUUUUCUGUUCAGGUUGGUUCAGUGCAAAGAAGAAACGAUAGAAGUGACCCGCCCAUUGAAAAUUUUGCCAUUUCUCUUCAAAAAGAAGCCGAGUAUAUUCGCACAGAGGAGAAUAUAGUGGAGAAUGCUGAAGCUAUAGUGGCUAAUAAGUUCAGAAACUAUGGAAAGAAGGAUCAAGUAGAUACUCUAAAUUGCAAGCCGUUAGCCCCUCAUAAAGACAAUGCAAUUGGUACUGAAUGUGUGGAUGGAACUAUGAAAAAAAGAAAGAACCUCGACACCAAUGGCUAUAUAAAAGAAAAUGAUGAACGGCCUGGAAAGAUACCAAGGCUAUGGGAACUACAUCUCACGGCUCCAUCUAGCAUUUCCUUGAGACCAGAUCGAUUAUUAGAAAACAAGGAAAGAUUGAUAAAUGGCAACGCAAUUUCCAAGUAUCUAAGCCAGAUCUACGCCGUUCCGAAAAUGGUGGAAUUGCCCAAGCUUGAUGACCAGGAAUGGCUUUUCAACCUCCAUGAUUCUCUGCAGAAGUCUAAAACAGAGCUCAAGGCUGAGAAAAUACCUCAGGUAUUUGCCGAGGCAAUGCGGAUUGAUUCGGCUGAUGUAUUAGCUCUUCCAUAUGUAGUUCCAUUCUGAUGCAGAGCCCUGCAUUGGGUACCCAUAUCCACACCCAUCGAUAUCUUAUAUUACCGCUAUCCUCACUAUGUAGUGUGCAGCACUUAACCACGCUGCGACUACGGUAAAUUCUGAUGUGGCUUGAAAGUUUGCAAUCAGAGCAAAGGGCAACAAGCCUCAAGGCCAUCAGUCCGUGGUAGACUGCGUUCAAAAAGCAUAAAAAGUGGGUGGAUAUAGGUGGGUACGGCAUCCCGAAAGUCAUCAUUGAUGGGCGUGGGUGGGCGGGCGAAGCCAGUUCGAGUAAAGCAUGGGUACCCAACCAGGACCCCAUAUAGGGCUUUGUUCUGAUGCUUCUUCCUGAUGUCUAGAGACUGGGGAUUUCUGUUUUCUUUGGUGCUCCUGCCUUCACUUGUUUCUAUUCUUUCAGUUAUGUGUAUUAGGGUUUUAUAAAGGAAGUUUGUGUCACAUAUGCUAGCAUUCUCUUGGCAAUACUGAUACUGCAUUGAAAGAACAGACCAUGGAAAUCCUGGAGUGACUUACCAAUUACAUCACAAUUUUGAUUUUGAUUUGUAAAUCUUUUUAGUAGAAGAAAAUGUACAAUAGAAAAGAGAUGAAAUAGGCUAUUGUUAUUCAUUUAAAUCA